CGAUACGAUAGAGCUCGCAGGUAGCGGUUCGAAGGAGUAGCUACCCCGAAAAAUCUAAUCAGGAUAUCGCAGCUUCCCUACGAUCUGGGACGGCGUGUCUGAGGCGGCGACGAUUAGAUAAGCGGCCGGUCCAUAGUGCGGCCGAGAUGCAGAGAGCAUAAGAGACCAAGAGGCUCGAGGACCUGCCUCAGUUAAAGCUGUGUGUCCAAACCGGCGAAUACGUUUGGCGAAUCGCAGCCGAAUUUCGGCGAGCAUUUUACCCGCGAGUGUCCCGUGCACGUGGCCCUCGAUACCGCAGAAACUCUACGUGCAAUCAUCGAACAAAACCGAUCCACAAAAUUUUCGAGAUUUCUGCAAGCUCGUCCAAGAUAUGAAUUCAGCUUCGAAGAAAAGAUUGUGCGACCAGGCGGACUCCGGCCGAUUCUAAUUUAUCGCGGACAGAGAAGCACGAUUUCACCAGCAGACCAGCAAACUGGAAACUGAGCGAUGCCAGCCUGCACGAGCGAGAACAUCUCGAGGGUCUGGUCCUCGAGUCCGCCGAUCUCAAGGAGCAGCAGCGUGUCUCCUCCCAUACCUAGCUCUCCAUUGUCGACAUCGCCGCCAUCGGUGUCUCCGCUAUCCACGUUCAAGAGAUCAGCAUCCGCUUCUUCCACCUUCUCGAACGUUUUCAACGUAUCCAGUUUACCGCAGAUUUAUAAAUCGCCGUCGACGACCCUUACGUCCAAGCGUCAUCACGACGAUGAGCAGCAGCAGCAGCAGCAGCAGCAACAGCAACAGGAAACUUCGUCGAUCCAUGAAGCGCAGCCAGCUGUACAGGGUCAGAACCACAACCGAAACGAGCCGUUGCUGCGAAGGCUGCUGAACGCGUACUUUGGCGCGCUUCUGGCAAUUUUUCGUGGAGCGAUCAGCGUGGUCAGCUACGCGUUUUGGGCGCCGACGCUGUGGGCCUCGGUCUGGGUGCACAUAAUUUGGACGAUCUUUCAGCUGCCGUUGACCGCGGUCAAGUGGUUCAUCACGAUUCUGCACACACCGGCGUCGGAGAGGUUGCGCAGCAAACGCUGUGUCCUGAUCAGCGGUGGCAGCACGGUGCAGACGGUCCACCUUGCCCGGAACUUCUACAAGGCCGGAGCUCGAGUGGUGGUCUGCGAGCUAGAGGGUCUGUUCGGGCUUGCGAAAUACUCGACCGCGUGCUCCAAGUUCUACGCGAUCCCGAAACCGGGGCCGGGGAGCGCGAUCGAAUACGUGAGGGCCCUGAAGGACAUCGUGCAAAGGGAGAAGGUCACCUACUACAUCCCGGUCAGCGCCAGCAACGCGGCAUACUACGACGCCCUGGCUAAGCCGCACCUGGAGCAGAUCGGCUGCGAAUGCUUCGUGCCGUGCGCCAGCGAAGUCGCUACCCUCGACGAUCCUCUGGAGCUGCUGCGAAGGUGUCGUGCCUCGGGCCUGGUCACGCCUCAGCAUUCGGUUCUCCGCCGCUCGGAGGACGUGUCGAGGCUCUACGAGCAAAACGCGUUCGCUACCGGAAGGUACCUGAUGCUGGCCGCGGGUCCGGCCGGCAUGAGAGACAGGGCCAAGACGGUGCUCCCGCCGACCGUUCGCGAGUUCCGGCAUCAGCAGCACGAGAUUACCGAGAACAAGCCGUGGGUGGUGAUCCGCGAUCCCACCGGCAACCACUACAUCACCUGCACCACGGUCAAGGAGUCGAGGAUCGUGGCGAACGUGACGUGCCUGAUCGACGAGGAACGAGGACUGAUCCUCGAGGAGCGACCGGAAGUCGCGCAGUGGCUGGACAAGUUGUUCGGCGGCUCGUUCAACGGACGCAUCAACGGACACCUGAGCUUCCGGCUGGCCGUAACCGAAGAAGGAGACCUGGUCCCCAUAGGAUGCCGGGUGGGCAUCAGUCUGCCGUACAUCUGUCACACCGGGAUGCAUCCUCGGCUGGUCUGGAAGCCCUGCAGACACUUCUCCAGACAGAACUCUGGCGCCGUCCUGGACACGACGGACAAGCAUCUCUCACUCGACGCCGUGGCCAGUGGACUCAAGCCUACCGGAGAGAUAGCUUCUCAUCUGUUGGGCACCGUGUUGGACAGACGAGAGGCUCUGUUCACUUACUGGGACCCGUUACCCUACUGCGCCUACUAUCAUCUCCAGCUGCCCUUCAGACGACUGGCUGGCAUGAUCAGGGCGCAGCCGGGCCAACAUAACCCGCCGUUGGGAGUGGUGCAGUAAACCUUCGGCUCCGAAGCUGGAGGAAGGUCGUAUCUCGAAGAAGCGGGGCAACUCUCAGCGGUCAAGUUCAAUCCCGCCGAUGCAAAGUAACGCUGGAGAACACGCGUUCGUCGCGUGCCACGUCGCUUCUCGAGUCUCAACUAUCAACCGUGUUGAUUCCGGUGCGGAGAUCGCGCUCGUCCCUAUCUUUGCGGACAGAUUCGGAGAGACCGAGCCCAUGCGGCGCAACGAGCCGAGCACCGCCUGGGUCGAAAUCGUGUAGGAGAGUGUGGGAACCGUACGAUUUCGUCCCUCUUUCCGGUUCGCGGGAUCGACUUUGAACCCGCUGGAGAAACCUCGGACACGCCGAGAGCGAUUUUGCGUCGCGAUAAUAUUGAAACCGUUAUCGUCGCGACGCUCUGGACGCGGCAGGCUGUAAAUAACAUCGACACCGGACUUUUCGAUUUUGGCGAGUCGCGCGGCCUUGCAGGACACUUCUAUUCAUAGUAUUUUCUAUUUUGUAAGACGACAGACAAUAAGGUUCCGUGUACGUACGCUUGCAGACAUCAUCGAGUUGCCAAGUCAAUAAAAUAUUCUCCUCUUUUUCUACGUUGCUUGCAUUAUCUACAAUCUCGCUCGCAGGAUGUUUUAGGUGGCAAGGACCAGGACUCGAUCAGGAUCCGAUCAGGACUCGGAGAGCACGCGAACGAGCCUAACCGGCGGCUCGAUUACGACACAAUAAGCGAUAUAGACGCCUCGCCUCUUCCUUCUCGGCGAACCGCUAUCGUCGUCGCCGUCGCCGUCGCCGUCGCAGUUGCGGUCGCUGUCGCCGUCCGUUCUCAGCCGAUGGACCAACGCAUCCGCCGAUCUCUCCUUCUCCUCGAGACACGAAAGACCUCCAAGGUGUGUCUGGCUCGUUCAAGGGCCAGAAGAGCAUCUCGAAGACAAUAACGAUCGAAAUGGUUGUUGCCUCGUGCACUAUUCUAACUAAAAAUAAGCGAAAAAGGCACGAGUUUCUACGCGAUCGAACGCGAUGGAAAGAAAACCGCGAAGACGCGAAGCCCGGAUCGUAAAUAUCGGUGAUAGGGUGAACGAUGGAUGAAACACGAUAGAUGAGUCGCUUUAGCUGUACGAGGAGGCUUCGAGCCACAGCAGCACGCAGAGAUUCGAAGACGCCGAAGCGUGUAACGCAAUCUUAGCAUGCGAUAAUAUUGAAAUGCAGUUCCUUGGCGACCGGCGCGCCGCGCCACGCCGGCGAAAUAAAUCGAUACGCAGGCCA
Megalopta genalis is the source of this 3487-nucleotide messenger RNA. RefSeq lists its product as uncharacterized. NCBI's taxonomy places the organism in Eukaryota, Metazoa, Arthropoda, Insecta, Hymenoptera, Halictidae. The record is from RefSeq and is a predicted model, not a curated record.